Pygocentrus nattereri (red-bellied piranha) is the source of this 616-nucleotide messenger RNA. It is a transcript of the gene pmchl, whose product is annotated as pro-melanin-concentrating hormone, like. NCBI's taxonomy places the organism in Eukaryota, Metazoa, Chordata, Actinopteri, Characiformes, Serrasalmidae. The record is from RefSeq and is a predicted model, not a curated record. Gene Ontology annotation, biological process: behavior; chemical synaptic transmission. Gene Ontology annotation, molecular function: melanin-concentrating hormone activity; type 1 melanin-concentrating hormone receptor binding. Bases 59 to 433 code for a protein of 124 amino acids. The transcript has a single exon.
GUGAGAAUCAACGAAAAGCAGAAGAACAGCAAAAGCCAGGCACAGGAAGAUCUCCAGAAUGAAAGUGUUCAUCGUCGCCAUUCUUUUCACUAUUGCUUUCUUGUCUCGGUGUGACCUGAGAGCAGAAGCACUUCCAAUGGCCAACGCAGAAGAGCUGGACCUUGAGCCAGAGACUCUCGGGGAAGGACUGGUGGAGAACACCCUGGGUUCCGGACCGAUUGGUUCCAGGAUCAUCAUGGUGGCAGACUCCAACCUGCUGAGAAGCCUGAAAGGUCUGGACAGGACCUUCCCCCAGCUGAACCUAGCUGAGAAAAUCCUGAGCCCUGAGCGCAGAGACAUCAGCCAGGAUUUCAGCCCCAGCACUUCCAUCAUCAGGAGGGACACCAUGAGGUGCAUGGUGGGAAGAGUGUACCGGCCAUGCUGGGAGGUGUAGUUCCUGUGGAUGAGUUCAGUCACAAGGCCCAAGAUGAAAGAGAAGAAUUGCUGACCAACGUCCAGCAUUGUUGUGGACUCACUAUCCAAAUUAUGCCGCUUUUGAUUCUGUGCACCAGUAAUAAGAAUGUAUAUGCCACUUAUCUGAAUCAAAUGUAAUUAAAUUAUAUCAAUAAUAUGCUAA